Messenger RNA from Ectocarpus sp. CCAP 1310/34, 1803 nucleotides. Lineage: Eukaryota; Phaeophyceae; Ectocarpales; Ectocarpaceae. The record is from the annotation of a GenBank genome assembly.
GUGUGUGUGUUUGUGUGUUUCCCGGCUGGCAGGCACGGUUUUGAAAGCGGCGCAAUACUUUGACGAUUCGACACCUAUUCCGCCGACUCUCGCUUUCGGUCUGGGAUCUUUGGGGUUUCUGGCCCCCUUCAACCCGUCGCAGUGCCAAUCCAUGAUCAAAAGGGUGUUGGAGGCAUUCCGGCGGCCAAUCUCCGUCACCCUGAGGACACGGCUGCGGGGAGAGGUGUACAGCAGAGAAGGGCAGCUGGAGAGGGUGUUCUACUCCCUUAACGAGUUCAUCGUCAACAGAGGCAUCUCUGGGGUGCUUAGCACGCUUGAAGUGUUUGUGGACGGCGAGCUUGUAACGACGGCCCAGGGUGACGGUCUGAUCGUGGCAUCCCCCUCGGGCUCCACGGCGUAUAACAUUUCCGCGGGGGGUUGUAUGGUCUCUCCGCUCGUACCGGCGACGCUCAUCACGCCGAUCGCGCCGCACUCCUUGUCCUUCCGCCCCAUCCUUACCUCGGCGUCUUCGGAGAUCACGGUGCGCAUUCCGGAUACGGCCCGCGCAGACGGGUGGAUGUCUCACGACGCGACCGAAGCGGUGGUGAUGAAGAAGGGAACCUUCGUUAAGCUAUCUACGGCUUCUAUUCCUUUGCCCACAGUCAACCAGCGAGAGCUUGACGGGGACUGGUUCCAAAGCAUCCGCGACAAGCUGAACUGGAACCUCCGGACCCUUCAAACCCCGUAUCACGAGCACCAGUCUUCGGACCUAGUCGAGGACCAGUCCACGCACCAGUUCUCGCCAUCCGCCGCCGCAAACCCGUCCCCCACUCGCUUCUUCACGCUACCAACUUCUCGGGCGAAGGACAAGAGCGGUUCUUCGAAGGGAGACUCUCCGCCGAGUUCGCCAAUAUAGAUCAGCCAUCCCCGGGCUUGCUUGCUUGCGUGUGUUUGUCGUGGGUGUGCCGGGGCAUCCCUGGCUGGCAGUAAGGUCGCGGACAAGUACCCCACCCGAUUGCCGCUGGGAGGCCUGCACCCGAUUGCCGUGCGUGAUUUGGCGCAGUCUCAUGCCCCGCUGUGUCUUAAUGCCUCCGCCUGUGCGGGCUUUCGUCGGCGGGAGAAAUACUAGCUCUGCGUACAGAAGUAUUGUUGUGGCUUUCUGCCUUGUGCUGCGAGGGGGAAAAGGGGAACAAGGAGAGUUCGGGCGGGGUAGGCAUGCGAUUCGUUCGUAUAUCAAGUAACGAUUCUGGCACACACGGCAGUAGUGUGGCUAGGUUGCAGGUAGCGUCAAUUUGUCCGGCGGUUCGGUGGGGAUUUGCUUGACGCGCAUUUUUGAGGUUUGGUAGGGUGUGAUGUUGACUCUGAGUUGUUGUUGUUGUUGUUGUUGUUGGUUGUGGUUGGAGUGGCAUCCUGUUUCUACUUCGAUGUGUUUUGGUGUUGUUAACAUUGGAUUGUAUGACACAUAGGAUUGUGGCAUGUGCUUUUUCAAGCCGGGAGUCGUUCGCUUGUCGGUAAGCAAAUCGGCAUCAUCCUCAUCGUGUCGGCGUCCACUGAGUGUUUCCGAGGUUGGGUCAUUUGGUGUAUGGUAAAAUGUAGAUACAAACAUCGAAACCCGGAUACUACAUAUUUUGGAGGUUGCUGCUGAGUUCCCUGGGCACAAGUAUCGUGACACUUGUUCGGCUCAGACCAAGAGCUUUGAUUUUGCCGUCAAAAUGACACACACGUCGUUUUAGGCAUAGUCUACACCUAUCUAUUCCACGUGCCCGUCGCAGAGUUCCAAGAGGGGACGAUCUUCCAUCUUCUAAAGUGUGCAUAUGAAGUAUA